CAAGGUUCUUUAUAUAUCAAAACGAGAGCACUUGCUUACAUUAUUUGCACUCCGCUGAUUUUCAAUUUCGUUACACAAAGCUAAAAAACUUGUAUUGACACAAACACAAACUGUGUUGUGAUUUGAGAACGACGGCUAAGCUGCUGCUUUGGAUUUAACAAACUUUAGUAGUUCUCCAGAACUCAAGACGCUUAGUUAAGCUGGCUGCUGUAGCAAAAAAUUGUAUAAUGUCUGUUGGUCGUGUGCUUAUCUAUGGUGGCAAGGGAGCGCUUGGUGCUGCUUGUGUGUCACAUUUUAAAGCAAAUAAUUUUUGGGUUGGAAGCAUAGACUUAAACAACAACGAACAAGCUGAUGUUAGUAUUGUAGUGCCAAAAGACGGCUCAUGGACAGAGCAAGAAACAGCAGUUAUCGAACAAGUUGGCAGUGCAUUAAAUGGUGAAAAAUUAGAUGCAGUAAUAUGCGUUGCUGGUGGUUGGGCAGGCGGCAAUAGCAAAAAAGACUUGGCAAAAAAUGCAGAUCUUAUGUGGCGUCAGAGUGUUUGGACAUCAACAAUAUCUGCUGCUGUUGCGGCACAGUACUUAAAAGAAGGCGGUCUAUUAGCGCUCACAGGCGCUAAGCCUGCUCUACAAGGUACGCCUGGUAUGAUUGGUUAUGGUAUGGCUAAAGCAGCAGUACAUCAACUAACACGUUCUUUAGCUGAAAAAGAUUCUGGAUUACCUGAAGGUGCUUUGGUGGUAUCAAUUUUACCUGUUACACUCGAUACUCCAAUGAACCGCAAAUGGAUGCCUAAAGCUGAUUUUACUACAUGGACUCCACUUACUGAAGUUGCCGAACUCUUUCACAAAUGGUCUAAAGGUAAUGAACGUCCAAAGAAUGGCGCGUUACUCCAAUUAAUCACAAAAGAUUCCAUUACCGAACUUAUUGAUGCCGCUUAAUUUACAUUUCAAUAUUAUACAAAAGAAGUGAUCUGAAACCACAUGACUCAUAAAUAUAGGGAUUUUUGUUGAUUCAUAUUUAAUUCAAAUGAAUGUAUUCUUAAUAGUGCUUAAUUAAUAAAAUUGUUAUCUCAAUAUU
This is a messenger RNA of Teleopsis dalmanni, 1074 nucleotides long. Its product is annotated as dihydropteridine reductase-like. Gene Ontology annotation, cellular component: cytoplasm. The record is from RefSeq and is a predicted model, not a curated record. Gene Ontology annotation, molecular function: NADPH binding; NADH binding; 6,7-dihydropteridine reductase activity. The coding region runs from base 228 to 935 and encodes 235 amino acids. NCBI's taxonomy places the organism in Eukaryota, Metazoa, Arthropoda, Insecta, Diptera, Diopsidae. Gene Ontology annotation, biological process: L-phenylalanine catabolic process; tetrahydrobiopterin biosynthetic process. The transcript has 6 exons.